This is a messenger RNA of Fonsecaea erecta, 423 nucleotides long. RefSeq lists its product as hypothetical. Lineage: Eukaryota; Fungi; Ascomycota; Eurotiomycetes; Chaetothyriales; Herpotrichiellaceae. The coding region runs from base 1 to 423 and encodes 140 amino acids. The record is from RefSeq and is a predicted model, not a curated record. The transcript has a single exon.
AUGGUGCAUAGCGUGUACGUUGCCAAUGCCGCACGUAAGCCCGCGGCUCAUGGUGUGCCUGUGAAAGUGACCCUUGACAAAUGUACGCGCAUCAAAGCCGAAUCUGAAGAAAGAGGCAUGGAUGUCCUGAAGAAGGCCGAGGCACUUCGACCGGGUGUCGGCUUGGCCGUGUUGACGACUUUUUUCCCUGGGAGACGCAGGAAGGACGAGGCAGAUGCAUGGGCCAACGCAAGGUUAACUCUCGACCUUCGGAGAAAAGCCUUCAAAAAUGGUGAGUAUCCGCUUCCUAGCCCAUGGACCGUGCCAGAAGAAACCGCUACGGCUACCACUACGAAUGCACAGAACUCUGUGGAGGGCUUCCGGGAACAGGCAGAGCCAGUAAGCAUACGCCGGAGCUCUACUAUCCCAUCCCCCGCCAUUUGA